Lutzomyia longipalpis is the source of this 1065-nucleotide messenger RNA. RefSeq lists its product as uncharacterized. Gene Ontology annotation, biological process: sodium ion transmembrane transport. The coding region runs from base 1 to 1065 and encodes 354 amino acids. Gene Ontology annotation, molecular function: ligand-gated sodium channel activity. Lineage: Eukaryota; Metazoa; Arthropoda; Insecta; Diptera; Psychodidae. Gene Ontology annotation, cellular component: membrane. The transcript has 5 exons. The record is from RefSeq and is a predicted model, not a curated record.
AUGAUUCAUGUGUGGAAUGUUGUGGAGAAUUCUCUGCAAAACCUAUGGAGGGCAUUUUAUACGAAAUCUUUUGCAUUCACCGUUGAUACGAAUUACUUGGACUGGAAUACUUCCUUUCCAGCUGUAUCAGUCUGUGAGGUCUUCAAUGGGGAAAGAAUGUGGGAUCUCAAUGAGAAAUACUUCGGGGCGGAUAGAGAUAAAUUUCAGGAUGAAUUUGUGGCUGAUAUUGCCUUCUUCAAUGGGCUCUGUUCAUCCUGCAAGUCCUGCAUGCAGAAUCAGAAGGUCGAAUGUGGAGGGAAUUUUUCCGCAAUUGUCCAGCAAUUUAGGACACCGUGUGAGCAUCUUAUAACAAAUUGUGCUUGGAAUGGAAGGAAUUUUAGCUGCUGCGACGCCUUCCUACCACUUGAGACGGAAUUUGGGCUUUGCUACACCAUCAACAGUGUCCACACGACCCCCAAGUAUGGCUUGAAAUUGCAGAGUAAUCGCGAUAUGGGGCCUGGAACAUUGGAUGUAUUUGCCCUGGAAGAUGUACAAAUUCAUCUUCAUUCCCCAAAUGAUGUACCCUACAUCAAUACCGAGCAUGACCUCCAGGAGACCAUCUUGUGGGGGCUGCAGAAGGAAAUAAUUUUCAGUACAAUUGAGAUCUUCAAUGAUGCGAAUAUUGUGGAACAAGGACUCUUCCAGAGACGCUGCAAAUUCCCCUUUGAGUUUGCUGAGGAAGAUGGUUUGAGGCUCUAUAGUAGCUACAGCUACUCAACAUGCGUCACAUCUUGCGUUGCUGAAGCCCAAAUUGCCAUCUGCAACUGUACUCAUCAUCUAAUGCCACCUAAUCUUGCGCCUAAUCAAUUUGAAAUAUUAACAGAAAUUAGGAGAAAUUGCAAAUGCUUCAUUUCGUGCGAGGAACCGGAAUAUAAUAUUGUCUACAGUUCUAACGAUUACUUUGGUGAUGAUUUGGGGAGUCCUAUAACGAUUAAAUUGGUUUCACUCCCAACUACGAGAUUUAUAAGGCACACAGUAAGGACCACGUUGGAUUUUAUCAGUAAGUUGAUCCUUAAUUCUUCUUAG